Messenger RNA from Xenia sp. Carnegie-2017, 1824 nucleotides. RefSeq names its product nanos homolog 1-like. The coding region runs from base 165 to 908 and encodes 247 amino acids. Gene Ontology annotation, biological process: negative regulation of translation; oogenesis. Gene Ontology annotation, molecular function: mRNA binding; zinc ion binding. NCBI's taxonomy places the organism in Eukaryota, Metazoa, Cnidaria, Anthozoa, Malacalcyonacea, Xeniidae. The record is from RefSeq and is a predicted model, not a curated record. Gene Ontology annotation, cellular component: perinuclear region of cytoplasm. The transcript has a single exon.
CAGUCCUGCUGAGAGCGCGCGUUAUAUUUUUGUCCUCCGCUUUCGUAAUCUGAAGAGGGUCCGCCAGGCGACGAUAUUGCUUUGAAGUUAACAACUGUCAUCAAAUUGAAGGGCACCAGACAAGCGUGUAUAACCGCGAACAGAUAUCGUGCGAUCAAGUAAUAAUGUCGUUGAGUGAGUUAGUUUUGAAAACGCUGAUGCCAAGCAAUUUUCUCGAUUCGGACGAUGAUGAUACAAAAUCUAUGACAGACAAUGGCACAACGUUCAACAAAAACGAGUUUAAUGUGUUUAACGACUAUUUUGGCCUCAUCAAUCUCGUGCAAAAAUGCAAGCACAACGCCAUUCCCAGUAACGAAUUGGGUUUCUUCGAAGCGAACGAGUUGACCAGAUACCCUAGACGCGAUCGGUUCGACAGCAUCGACUCCGAAAAUUCGUCCUCAGGAAGCUGUGAUUCCUUCUCAGAUUUGGGAUUGACCAUUGGCGAAAGCACUGGUUUUCAGCCAUUUCCCAGUCCUAGUGCAUUCUCAUGUAGUGCCCAUACACAUCGGAGAAGAGCUGAUUCAUUGACUAACUUGUCUCGUCGCGGGAAAGGGGUAACAGCAUCGUCAAGUCUCCCUCGUGGUUUUAAUCCUCCUUCGGCAAAUCUACCUCAAGUUUGUGUGUUCUGUCGAAACAACGGGGAGCCCGAAGAGUUGUAUACAUCACACGUACUGAAGGGUCCUGACGGUAAAACAACUUGCCCAAUCUUAAGAGCUUAUACUUGUCCCAUCUGUAAAGCAACUGGCGAUGACUCGCACACCAUCAAAUAUUGUCCUCAAAACCAACAGAUUACACAAGGAUUUCUCAAUGGACCGCAAGUCGUAGGACCUCGGCCAAAACGCACCGUCGGAAGCAGAAAAACCCGCUAAUGUUGGCUAUCGUGACGAAAAGUUAUUAAUCGAUCAAAACUGCUUUCGAGCAACAUGAAUGGAUGUUGAAAUUAUUGGGAAAAGGAUAUUACUCGAGCACAUCGCUCACUAAAGGUUUUACAUACGAAUUUUAAGAAUGUUGAAUGUUUUCAGAUUAUUUUUAACAAAGAUUUUUCAUUAUGAAAAUGGCCGUCAAAAGGCAGGAAAAGGAAUUUAUUACUCGUAUUGCACCAGAUUUUUAAACAUUUGUAAUUAAGCAUCUCAAACUUAAGUCUUUCUUAAGUUUUUCCGUUCGUGAAACUAAUGCGAUAUCCGCUACUUGAUUUCUCAAUUGUCCUGCCGUUUUCCAAUCAAAGGUUUAUAUAUAUGCAUAUUUGAAUAUUUAGUUGCGAAAAACCUAGGAUUUUACAAAAUUAAUCGUGAAAUUCUAACUUCAACCCAUCCCUGAGGUGAAAUUCUUCCAGUGAAUAUCGGAUUCGCAGAUUGUUGUGACUCAUUGCGUCUAUUAGUUAUAUUUUAAGUUCAACAACUUUUAUGUUGAAUAUAUUUUGAUUUCAGAUGAUGAGGCGGUUGUGUCUAAACAACUGCUUAAAAUCACCAUGUUGCAAAGUGCAACGAGUAAUUUAUAUUAUUAAAUGCAAAAUGCGAUGAAAUAUUGUGAGAAAUAAUAGUUGUAAAAGAUAAGGUAUUUUAUUGUUAGAAUUUUUAUUAUGAAUAACUGGUUUUGUAAGACAUAAACGAUGUACUUUUAUUGAGUUUUUAGGGUAAACUGUUGUUAUUCCCAUUGCCAAAGUGCUCAUUUUUUAAAGUGUUAUAUAAAAUGAGAAUGAAUUGUUAUUAUAAUGCAACUAAUUUUGUAUUUUUCAGAAAGUAUACGACUUCUCAUUCAUUGAAAUAAAGAAGUGUUUUUACAUAA